GUGAAUCAGGAGAGGACAGAUACGGCUGUGCCGCUCGUCUGUCGGGGUCUGGAAUGGCCAGAGUGAAGAGAGGGUCCUGUGGUGCGCUGGCAGGGACGAGGAUGAGGUCCUAGGUCCUUAAUUAGCGUCUCCUCUCCUCUCCGCCUUACACUCGGAUCCUUGGGAGGUGGGAGGGUGUUUCCAGCGGGCCACCUUGCGUGUGACGCCGCGUCUGGCAGCCUCAGGCCCGGGCUUUUCAGACUCCGGCGUCGCCCUCCGAAGGUACUCUGCUUCAGGAAGAGGUGGCCCAGUUCCUUUUAUCCCGCGGUGGUGCGUUCCUGAGUGUCGAAAUGCCUGUUAAGAGAUCACUGAAAUUGGAUCUGUUAGAAGCAAAUUCAUUUGAUUCUUCAAAAAUCACAAGGAAGAAAAGUAUUACAACUUAUUCUCCAACAACUGGAACUUGUCAGAUGAGCCCAUUUGCUUCUCCUGCAAGCUCUAAAGAACAAGAGCACAAAAAUGAACCAUCAAAUGGAAAAAGGAAAAAAUUGAGUCACCUCAGUUUAACCGAAAGGAAGGAAUCUACAACAAAAGACAAUGAUGAAUUCAUGGUGUUGCUAUCCAAAGUGGAGAAAUCAUCAGAAGAAAUCAUAGAAAUAAUGCAAAACUUAAGCAGUAUAGAGGCUUUGGAGGGCAGUAGAGAGCUUGAAAAUCUCCUUGGUAUCUCCCGUGCAUCAUGUUUCUUACCAAGAGAAAUGCAGAAAACAAAAGAACUAAUGAAAAAAGUAACAGAACAAAAACUGUUUGAAAAGAAGAGUUCGGGACCUCCCAACAAAGAAUUAUAUCAUCUUGACAGCUAUGAAUUCCUUAAAGGCAUUUUAAACCGAGGCAUUUAAAAGAAAUGCACUUACUGUGAACACCAACUUCUUCUGCAUCUGCCUGAUCGUAUUUAAAGGAACAGAAGAAAUGUUUGUAAUUAAUCUGCCCAGUAAAUACCAGAUCAUAGCACUAGGCAGGUGCGUGUCUAGAUAAAAUUUCUUGCAGCUAAUUUAAACUUUCUACAUACACCAGUAGAUAAUCUCAAUGUAAAUAAUACAUUUCUUCUCGACCCUUUAAUGUAAGCCAACAUGUAGAAGAGGAUAUUAACUUCUAUUCUGUAUCACAUACACUUCUGUAUCCUUUUAGCAUUUGUGGACAGAUUUAAAGCAUUUAUGAAGAUGGCAUUUUGGUAAAAUGUUUUAAAACUCAGAUUAAAUUUAAUGGUGAGUGGAAUUAGGUACCACUUUCCCAUGUAAAGCCCCAAGUGUGUAUUAGAUUUUUUUUUAAACUUCUAAAAUUUUUCUAGAAGUUUAUUGUGUAGCCACUAUCUUAGGGAUGAGUUUUUAUACUCUAGUUAUUUCUAUGCUUAUACAGAAAAACUAUAUUCAAAGUUUUAAAAUUUUUACACCUUUUAUAAAAUGCAUUUUUCAGUACAAAUAUAUUUUUAAAUAUGAAGUUGUUCUUAAACUGAACUACACAGACUCUACUGAAUUUAAAGAAAGACCUUUUUUAUGGGGUAUAUGAUCACCUGCAAAUUAUUUUGAAGCAUUAAUUUAAAUUUCUAUUUUUCUGUGGUGUUAUUUUGUAUCAUCCUUGUUCUAUCACAAAAUAAAGGGGAAGUGGGAAUCACAGGAUAUGUUAUAAAUUAAUAACAUGUUUUUUUUAAAACCUCUGUAUUUUUCUUUGACCAUCUCUACAGGGGAAAAAAUACUGUGCCCUUGGUACUUGCCCUAAGACUUGACAAAAUUUGUAUAUUACUGUGUCAUGUAAAUAAAAAUACUAUAU
Messenger RNA from Callorhinus ursinus (northern fur seal), 1800 nucleotides. RefSeq names its product integrin subunit beta 3 binding protein (gene ITGB3BP). NCBI's taxonomy places the organism in Eukaryota, Metazoa, Chordata, Mammalia, Carnivora, Otariidae. The record is from RefSeq and is a predicted model, not a curated record. Gene Ontology annotation, cellular component: nucleoplasm. Gene Ontology annotation, biological process: CENP-A containing chromatin assembly; regulation of DNA-templated transcription.